Messenger RNA from Oncorhynchus gorbuscha (pink salmon), 2020 nucleotides. RefSeq lists its product as uncharacterized. Bases 462 to 1739 code for a protein of 425 amino acids. The record is from RefSeq and is a predicted model, not a curated record. NCBI's taxonomy places the organism in Eukaryota, Metazoa, Chordata, Actinopteri, Salmoniformes, Salmonidae. The transcript has 14 exons.
UUCAAUUAAAUGUGUCCCGCUGCAUGAGGCAAAUGGUGGUCACACCAGAUACUGAAUGGUUUUCUGAUCCACGCUCCUAUCUUCAUUUAAAAAGCUAUCUGUUACCAACAGAUGUACAUCUGUAUUCCCAGUCAUGUGAAAUCCACAGAUUAGGGCCUAAAGAACAUAUUUUAAUUGACUGAUUUCCUUAUAUGAACUAUAACUCAGUAAAGUCGUUGAAAUUGUAGCAUGUUGAGUUUAUAUUUAUGUUCAGUGUAGAUACAUACUAUUUUUCCGCAUAUUGCCAGAUUAUUGCUAUAAACCCUGUUUGUAUCUUUUGGAACAAUGGUAGUGAAGUUUAUUAAAAUGAUGUAGAAUAGAUGGGCCACCACAGAUGUUACAGGCAUCCACAGGUCUUGACCACCAUGUUGCGAUGCUUCUUUAGGAUCACAUUGUUGUUGUCGUCGUAGAAGAGUACAGAGAUGGGACUGAGCUUGGUGGGUGCGCAGCACGCUUUGGGAACCUCAUCAGGCUUCAAAAGGGUUCGCGAUCGUCGGGAGGUGGACAGCGACUUCGAAGAGGAAUCAACUGUACUGGAUGAGGUCCAGUUGGAUGUGCCACUGCUGCCAGUCAUCCUUAAUGUCCAGGAUGCUGCUAUCAUCCUCGAGAAUGUGCCGACUUUCCUUGAGGAGGCCACUGGUAAUUGGCAGCUGAUACCGAUUAGGUUCAGCCCCCUGUACUGUGGUCCUGUUGUGAUCAGGAACAAUGCCGGUCCGGUGGCUAAAGCCUGGAGAACUUUCCAGUUCAUCAGCCCCUCUAUCACCUACAUGCGUGGGGGAUCCCUGCAGGUGGUGGUGAGGAUGCACCAUGUGAGUGGGGUUCGAGGCCUGGAGACUCAACUGGUGUGGGCCAUCUCCAAGGAGACAGCCAGGCUUAGUCCAGAGGGAAUCCCCUACUGUGCCACCAAGGUGCAGUCCGUCACUUGGAUCCAGUAUGUGGCUGGCAGGGUGACCCAGUAUGUUUCUCACCUCCGCCAUGAGACGUCUGUGGACGUGACGUUUGGCUGCUACCAGCAGACUGAUGUCUCGGUGGUGUACGCCACUCUCCACAUGGGGCUGGAUGGGCUGCUCUCCUCCUCGUGGGGGUCGGAGGCUGCCUCCGUCUCUACGGCCACCAAUCAGCAGUUCACUGAGCCAGAGCCUGAGGGUCACAACUGCUAUGAGGGCUGGGAGGAGGACCUGCUGCCUGAGGAGAGGGAGGUUCCUCUGCUAAACCUCUAUCUUACCACCAAGAGAGUGGAGGACAUCGCCCUGAGGCUCGUCUCCCUGCGCCAGGCCUUCACUGACGAGUCCGAAUUCAUCCGUGCCUAUAAUGACUUUGUGGACUACCUGAGUGACCCCUCCAAGAAGAUUGACAUUGAGAGGGAGCUGGCUGAGGCAAAGAUCCAUCAUGUUAACCUGAUAGAUGUCCUUUUUGAACUGGUGCUGUUUGGGUUGAUGACAGCUCAGAAGUCCCUGAUGGUGCACCCUGGUGGGUUCAUGGAGCGUCUGUAUGCUCUCCUGUACUCCUUCCUGCCCGCUGCUGCCAGCAUUGAGCCAAAGGCUGAGAGAUACCUGCUGCUGCUCAAUGGUGGGCUGAUGGCUCUGCUUGAUGACAUGUUUGGGCAGCAGCUGGCCUGGUACUUUAACCCAGAAUCUUUGGUCACUGAGCUCUCCAGCCUCCUGGAGUACCACCUGGAGAACCUCAUGGCCAGCAUGUAAUCCUACAGCAGAGAUCUGAAAGGCCACACUCUCUCUUGCUCUCUCUCUCUCUCUUUCUCUCUCUGUCCAUCGCUCUCUCUCUCUCAGGAUUUGAGGACUUGAAGUGCUUUGUUGAACCUUGAUUAGUUAACACACAUUAAAUUAAUGUAUUCUCUUGUUUUCUCUCCCCACAGGAUUCUUGUGCCACUUUGCCACCUAAGAGGGAUCUAGACAUUAACGCACUAUAUUACUUUGCACUGAAUUUUACAUUUUUAAAUAAAAUAACUAGUAGUUCAACAGCA